This is a messenger RNA of Parasteatoda tepidariorum (common house spider), 7104 nucleotides long. RefSeq names its product Ran-binding protein 16 (gene Ranbp16). Gene Ontology annotation, biological process: protein export from nucleus. Gene Ontology annotation, molecular function: nuclear export signal receptor activity; small GTPase binding. NCBI's taxonomy places the organism in Eukaryota, Metazoa, Arthropoda, Arachnida, Araneae, Theridiidae. The record is from RefSeq and is a predicted model, not a curated record. Gene Ontology annotation, cellular component: nuclear pore; cytoplasm.
CAAAAUCAGUUUAGUUACAUGACGUAGUAGUAUUUUGAUAUCACUUUUUGCUUCUUUAAAGCAGAAGAUUAGAAGUGCAAAAAAAUGGAGUUAACAAAAUGUAAUCCAUUUAAAACUCAAGCUAAAAGGAGGAAAAGCAAUUUAUUUAAAACUAAUUGUAGCAUUGUGUGAUUGAGAGGAUUUUUGCAUUUGCUCUCAACCAAAUUUUGGUGAAAACCAGGCAAUGGUAUACGGAAGAAAACAACGAAGCACCUCAGAAGCAUACAAACUGAAUUGUGUUAAAGGAAAUUUUCUAUAUCAUGAUGUGCGGCAGAAUAAUUGCCAAAUCAUGGCCACUUCCAGGAGUUGGUGCAGUUAGAGGCAUUAUGCAAGAAAUUUUAUGAUGCAAGUAAUCCUGAAGAAAGGGCCACAGCAGAAAAAGCCCUUGUCAAUUUUGUUCAUGCCCCAGACUGCUUGAUGAGAUGUCGAAUGCUGUUAGAAAGGGGAGAUUCUUCUUAUGCUCAACUCCUUGCCGCUACCACUCUUACAAAGCUUGUUUCUAGAAGUCCACAGACUCUAACUUUGCAACAAAGAAUUGAAAUAAAAAAUUAUGUUUUAACCUACUUAGCUAAUUGGCCAAAAUUAGCUUCUUUUGUUACUCAAGCAUUAGUCCAACUCUUUGCUCGCCUGACAAAAGCUGGAUGGUUUGACACUUACAAAAAGGAACAUGUAUUCAGAAAUGUUAUAAGUCAGCUUAGUGGCUUUUUACAGGGAUCUGUAGAUUACUGUGUGAUAGCGGUGCAGCUGCUUUCAAAUAUUACUUGUGAAAUUAAUCAGAUCAGUGAAGCAGAAGCCAAUAAGUCCUUAACUAAACAACGUAAAACUGCUACUUCAUUUAGAGAUACAGAAUUGUAUGACAUAUUCCAGCUUUCCUGUGAUUUGUUAAGGAGAGCUUUGGAAGGUUGGCAAACAAAAAGUUAUACAGAUGAAACUGAGCACAAUUUGAUGAGCUGCUUACUUCGAUUAUCAUACAAUUGCAUAUCCUUUGAUUUCAUUGGUACAUCACCUGACGAGUCCUCUGAUGAUUUAUUUACUGUUCAAAUACCCACAAGCUGGAGACCUGCAUUUUUGGAUUUUAAUUCACUUCAACUGUUUUUUGAUUUGUAUCAUUGCUUGCCUCCUAAUCUUUCAUCAAUGGCAUUAUUAUGUAUAGUACAAAUUGCAUCUGUUAGGAGAACUUUGUUUAAUAAUGAUGAACGUGGUAAAUACUUAGCACAGCUUGUGAAUGGAAUAAAAUCAAUUCUUGAAAACCCUCAAAAACUAUCUGAUGCAAGUAAUUAUCAUGAAUUCUGCCGGUUGUUAGCUAGAUUAAAGACAAAUUACCAACUUGGAGAACUUGUUAGGAUUGAAAGUUAUCCUGACACAAUAAGGCUGAUUGCCAAAUUUACUGUCACAAGUUUGCAGAUGUGGCAAUUUGCUCCUAAUAGUAUUCAUUACUUGCUGAGUUUGUGGCAAAGAAUGGUAGCAUCUGUACCGUAUGUUAAAGCCUCUGAACCACACUUACUGGAAAGAUAUACCCCAGAAGUAACUCAGGCAUUUAUUACUUCCAGAUUAGAAUCUGUAUCUGUUGUGCUAAGAGAUGGUCUAGAGGAUCCUUUAGAAGAUUUAGGAAUGGUUCAACAACAACUUGAUCAGAUGUCCAUUAUUGGAAGAUGUGAGUAUGAAAAAACAUGUAGUCUACUUGUUCAGCUCUUUGAUCAAAGUGCCCAAUCAUAUCAAGAGUUAAUCAAUCUUGUACCACCAUCACAGGUAGAGACUGCAGUUCAAGAAGGACAGUUGACAUGGCUUGUAUAUAUCAUUGCAGCAGCUAUUGGUGGAAGAGUUUCUUUUAGCACAGCUGAUGAAUAUGAUGCAAUGGAUGGAGAGCUCAUUUGCCGAGUCUUGCAGCUGAUGAAUCUUACUGAUAACAGAAUAUCACAAGGGGGUUGUGAAAAAUUAGAACUAGCCACAAUUUAUUUCUUUCAGCAGUUUCGUAAAAUUUAUGUUGGUGAUCAAGUUCAACGAACGUCAAAGGUUUAUAAACGCUUAUCUGAAGUUUUAGGUGUUUCUGAUGAAUCAAUGGUUUUAAGUGUUUUUGUGAGAAAAAUACUUACAAAUUUGAAAUUUUGGAGUAGAAGUGAGCAGAUAAUCAAUCGAACAUUACAGCUACUUAGUGAUCUCUCUGUUGGUUAUACUAGUGUCCGAAAAUUAGUAAAGCUGGAGGAAGUACAAUUUAUGUUAAAUAAUCAUACUAGUGAGCAUUUUCCUUUCUUGGGAUGUGGAAUGCAAAUAUGUGAUAUGCGAUGUAGGACAGUUUUUUAUACUGCUUUAGGAAGGCUCUUGUUGAUUAACCUCGGUGAAGAUGAAGAUAAAUUUGAGCAGUUUAUGAUGCCUUUAACUUCUACUUUUGAAACUGUUGGAAAUGCUUUAACGGCUGCAGAAAAUGGUGGCUCAUUCAACGAAACGGAAACUAAAAAACAACUGAUUGGACUGGCUAGGGAUCUGAGAGGUCUGGCGUUUGCUUUUAACUCAAAAAUAAGUUAUAUGAUGUUAUUUGAAUGGAUAUACCCAACAUACACUCCAAUAUUACAUAGAGCAAUUGAAAUGUGGUAUCAUGAUCCAGCUGUUACCACACCAACUUUAAAACUUUUUGCUGAAUUAGUUGUAAAUCGAUCUCAGCGUUUACAAUUUGAUGUAUCAUCUCCUAAUGGUGUUCUUUUGUUCCGUGAAGCAAGUAAAGUUAUAGUUAAUUAUGGUACAAGACUUUUGACCAUGACCACUAUACCAAAGGAUCAAACAUACAAAAUGAAAUUGAAAGGCAUUUCCAUAUGUUUUUCCAUGUUGAAAUCUGCAUUAUGUGGUGGUUAUGUCAAUUUUGGAGUAUUUCGCUGGUAUGGAGAUGUUGCUUUAGAUGAUGCAUUGAAUACAUUUGUGAAAAUGUUAUUGUCUGUUCCUCAAUCUGACCUCUUGCAUUAUCCAAAACUAAGUCAAACAUAUUAUGUCUUACUGGAAUGCCUUGCACAAGAUCACAUGAAUUUUUUGAGUAAUUUAGAGCCUCAACUUUUUUUGUAUAUAUUAUCUUCAAUUUCUGAAGGAUUAUCUUCAUCUGAUACUAUGGUGUGUGCAGGUUGCUGUGCUGCAUUAGAUCAUCUAGUUACUUACAUAUUUAAAAAGGUAUCGCGUGCUGGGAAAAAGAGAAGAACUAGUGGAACUGAAACACAGGAAGAGGAGUCUUGCCUUAGAGUUUUAAAAUUGCAUCCUGAAAUACUUCAACAGAUGCUAAGCACAAACUUGAAUAUAGUCAUUUUUGAAGAAUGUAGAAACCAAUGGUCAAUGUCAAGGCCGCUUUUAGGAUUAAUUUUGCUAAAUGAAGAGUAUUUUAAUCGGCUGAGGCAAAAUAUCAUUAGCAAUCAACUCCCUGAAAAACAAUGUGUUAUGGCUCAGUGGUUUGACAGUUUAAUGGAAGGAAUAGAAAGAAAUCUUCAAACCAAAAAUAGGGAAAGAUUUACUCAAAAUUUGUCAGUCUUUCGACGGGAUGUAAAUGACUCUCUUAAAGGUCCAAAUAUAUUAAACUCAUCUUUGUAUGAUGUAAAUUAAUUUCAUAUAGUUUUAAAAUUUGUUGGAAUUGUAUGCAAGGCCCAUCAACUACAUUGUGAAUACCAUCUUCUUCCUAGUAUGUGUGAUAUUGAAAGAAAAUAGGAAAAGUAUUUGUGAAAACUGUUACAUUGUCCUACAAAUUGGGUGAAACAUUCCAAUGAUUUGUUUGUUCACCCACAUGAUAUAUUUUUAUACUCGUUGCUCAACAAUUUAAAUUAUGAACUGAAAUUUUGUAUUUGUAUCAAUAGACUUGUUUUUUUUUCUUCACAUUGACUGGGAGCUUAAAUCAUAAAAGCUGUUAUAGUUCAUUGAAAUAAUAUUGUAUUCGUUUGAACUUUCAAUGUAAAAAGAAAAUUAGAAAGUUCAAGAAAUUUUUUUAUACUAUCACUGUUCCUCUUUGGGAAAUGUGCCUGAAUUGCCUUUCUUUCAUUGUAAACUAUUUUUUUAAAGAGAUUAAGUUUUCAAUCAAAAUUAAUUUCUUGCUCAUUGAGCUGAUUGCUUAAAAUAUUCUUUUAUUUUUUCUGAAACUUAUAUUAAUAAUUUUUUUGAAGCAAAAUUAAUUGUUCAAAAAUUUUUGUUUCCUCCUUUCUGUGUUGAACCAUUAAUUGAACAUUUUCAUGUGACAUUGAUACAUUGUGUAUUUAUUCAUUUGAAGUAAUGAGGAAAGCAUUUAGCUUUAGUUCUUAUUUAUUUAUUUUUGCCAUUUUCAAAUCUGUAUUUUCCCAUUUUUUAAUAUGUUUUUUUUAUCUAUCAAAAGAUAAACUUAAUUGAACUUGUCAUCUAUUUUAUGGGAAAUUCACUAUUACAUGAACAAUAGCAUUUUUGUAAAGGCCAAAAAUGUACUUUAAUUUGUAGCUUGUCUUAUUCUUUUUUUUUUUUUUUUUUUUUUUUUUUUUUUUUUUUUUUUUUUUUUUUUGUGCUUUUAUGCUUUAUAUUUGUCCCUAUUGUAUUAAGCAAUACUAUAUCAUUUUGUGAAUUAGAUAAAAAAAAUUAUUUGAGGUAAAUUUAAACAACUUUUUUUUAAUAGUUUUAGUUUGAAGUACUUCUCCAUUUUUAAUUUCAGGGAUUGUUUUUUUUAAAAGAAGAGUAAUUUGGAAACAAAUGAUAAAAUAAAAAUAUAAAAAACUUAGAAUAAUUAUUUAAAACUAUAAUUUUAAUUUCUAUAAUUUGAAUUAUACAUAAUCGUGUUCUGUGACUGGUUAUAAUACUUCUACAGUUAUUGAAAUAGAAAAAUUUUGGAAAAUUUGGAUUUUUGUAUUUAAACGAAUCUUGACAGCUUGUGUUGUUCCUUAAGGUAAUAAGUAUAAGUGCUUAAGCAAAGAAGUGUUAUAUCAUUAUUGUUGCCAAAAAUAGACUUCCCCAAACUUUUUCUUGUCAGUUUCUUGUACAAGAGAGUUCUAGUUCAUUGAGCAAUAAAAUACAAUGUUUGCCUUCUAAACAUGAUAUAAUUGCUUAAGCUGAUUAUACAUGCUCAGAUUUUCUAUUCUUUUAAAAGUAUAAUCAAAUGACAUAAUUUUAUUUUUGUUUAAUAAAUUUCUUUUGGUAUUUAAAUGCAGUUUUUAAGUAAGCAAAUUUGAAAUUUUUUUUUAAAAUCUAAAAUGUACAAUAAUUUAUUCAAAACUUUAUGUAUAAGAUUGUUCGAAUAAUAAUUUCAAUUUUUUCCAACAGAAAACUUGAAUUAAAUUUUUCGCAGCCAACUUUCCACUUAAGCUGCAUAAUCCCAACUUCACACUUAAGACUCAUAAUCAUUAUCAUACUGACAGUUGAUAUAGUAAAGCUUGUUUGUAAAGAAACUCGAUUGAUACUACACAGUAGAUUUUGGUUGGAAUCCUUUAGAUAUCGAAAGUGAAAAGUAGCAUUUUCAGCAUAUUUUACUUUUUUGCAACCUUUAUUAGGUAAAAAAACAGGAAAUUUUUUUUUAAUGUGCAUAGAUAUAUUGACAGAAUGCCAUUGCUAAAACUGUUUUGCAAAAUUUUGAUCCAACAAAUUGAAGCUGAUGAAGACGUGAUAAAAGUGUGAACGGGUGCAAACUAAUGAAUAACAUUUUGUGAGAUAAGAGAUUAGAUUUAUUGACUUUGACAGUUCAUAAUAAUUUGAAAUGUCUAGAUUUAAUCUCAGAGCAUGAUAUAUGGAUUUCUCCUGUUCUUAAUGAAUUUUUUUUUACAGUUGUGGUAAUGUCCGCGAUUUGCGUCAGGAGCAACUAGAAAAUUAUCCACUUUUGAAGUACAUUAUUUCUGAAAACAAAAUGAGAAUCUGAUUAUUAUUUGUUCCGGGUUCUAUAAAAAAAAUUUAUGAACCUUUACUUUCAAAUGAGGAGGUCAAAAGUUACUUGGAUCGGUUUUUUUGCUUGCACAGAACAAAAAUUUUAUGAGCUAAGAAUCAUGAUAUUGCCAAAGAGAUGGCAAAGGUAUUGGGUCAGAAUGCGCAAUACAUAAUUCAAAAAAAUAUUUUUUCACUAUAAGAAAAUCAUCUAUAGUUUUCAAUACAAAACGAAAUUACUAUCUGAACAAUCUAUUACAAUUUGUUUUUUUUUCCUUUGAAAUAUUUUUUGUUAUGAAUCUGUGAAGAUAACUAAACAAUUCAAAAAUGUAUUAAAAAAAGGCAAUUUUCAUUAAAUUUAGUACUUUGCAAAUUUUAAUUUCGCACUUUUUAAUCUGUGAUUUUUUUUUAAUAAUUGAGUAAAUAUUUGCUUAAAAUUUAUUUAGUAGCUCACUAAACACAUCCUCUUUUCAUUUAUAUGUUUAUAUUUUAGUUCAUUUCUAACAAGACUGCUUAUUAGAUGGUUGAAACUCUCCGAUUAUAUUUUUUAAAAUUUAUUUUGGUUUUAAUUUAAGCAAAUUCUUUUUGAACUCCAAUUGUAUCUUUAACUCCUUAUUAUAUUUGUCUUGUAUUUAUUGUAUUUUGAACUCCUAUUGUUAUUUUAAAUUAAUCAAGCAUUGCAGAUUCUGAAAUAGAAGGUAAUUUUUUCAGAUCUCAUUAUCACUUUUUUGUAUUUGAAAAGUGUACAAGUGCAUUGUUGUUAACUAUUACACUUAAGUCCCUCUUAAAAAGCAAGAAAACAUUAGAAUAUUAUUGAAAAUAUGUUUUCAGAUAAUUAUUAACAAAACCAAGACUUUGGAAUAAAGAAAUUUAAAAAUUUUGCAUAAGUAAACCUUUCCGACAAGUUUGAUAUAAAGGAAAAAUAAAUAACAGGUGUAGGCUUUGUUUUGUUUGGUACAGUUCAAAUAAACUUUAUAUGCUUAAAAUUCGAAAAACGUUUUUCUUUUAAAGUUAGUUUUCCAGAUAUGCAAGGUUUUCUUCAUGAUCAUCUUUAAUAUUUAUAUAUUUGGAAUUUUUGUCAAUUAUAAGGACAAAAAACAUAUUCAUUUUCUGGUUUCAAAUAUUACUAUAUAUAUAUUCAAAUCAUAUAUAUUCAAAUAUACAAAGCAUGAGAACAUGUUUGUUUGCCUGGAACAACAAGGAGAUGCUGAAAGACAAUUUAAAACGCUU